Messenger RNA from Coffea eugenioides, 532 nucleotides. RefSeq lists its product as uncharacterized. The transcript is spliced from 3 exons. Gene Ontology annotation, cellular component: mitochondrion. Gene Ontology annotation, biological process: mitochondrial respiratory chain complex IV assembly. Lineage: Eukaryota; Viridiplantae; Streptophyta; Magnoliopsida; Gentianales; Rubiaceae. The coding region runs from base 80 to 376 and encodes 98 amino acids. The record is from RefSeq and is a predicted model, not a curated record.
GGCUGAAGAGUGGCAGAGCUGGUCAAUUCACAUCAAUCACCUCAAUCCGUCAACCCGUUGUACCAGAAGCUUCUUUCUCAUGGUUGAGAGGUCAGACUAUCAACUAAACCAUGAAGAAAUGUGGAGAUUGUUCUCUAAAGACAGAGACAGCCAAGAGAACACUUCAAAGGGAGUGUUGGAGAUAGCUAAGUUUGCAGUAUAUGUGAGUGUCCCGAUUGGGCUGAUGUACUUCUUUGCCAACAAUACCAAGAAUCUCCAAAAAUUCAUGGGAAAUCGUCAAUAUGUCAUCUACCCCCCUGAAGCACCACGACCUCCCUCACCAGAGGAAAUAAGGGAGAGGGCACGGGAGUUGGCGCGGAAGAGAAACAACCAAUAAGUUUCUGGUUUUGUAAGUAACAAUAAUGUAGCUUCCAGUUGUAUCUCUCUCUGUCCUGUGUGGCAAACAAAUUUAGUCGAAUCCUCAGAUGUACACCGGAGAUGAAUGCGCUUGUCAUUUCUGAUGUUGGGUUGAUCUGUUCAACAUUCAUUUUUA